AUGGACGAUGAUCCGAACCUCAUCUUGGUCAUCAGAGGGGCGCCGGGUGAUGCAGCUGAAGGUCUCGAGCUACCCCACAAUCGUACCCGCUAUAGUGAUCUACUAGAUGGCUUCCACAAGCCUCCACCAGAUCCGCGAAGCAGGAGCUCAAGCCCCAACUCAAACUCUGAUGAAGGCGACCAAGGGAACAAUAAUAACGAGCCUCCGCGUGAGGGAAGCCUUCUAUUAACCUUCGACAAGCCGCCUGCAAAUGUCACCCGCGGAUUCACCUUCGGGACCAGCAAGAGACGCUGUGAUGUUUUGCUUGCAAAAACAAGCGUCCCCAAUAUAAGCGGGGUACAUUUCGUUAUUACAUUGGAGAAUACCGGCCAUCUCGUGCUGAGGGACGUAUCAUCGAGGGAAACUGCCGUCAGCUAUGACGGCUGGGGAGAGCAGUACCCACGGAGGCAUUUCACGUGGAUUCUAGAUCUCAACGACAAGAGAAUGAGCAUUAGUGUCCAUCUCCGUGGUUUCCGGUUGGACAUCACCCUACCCAGUCAUGCUUCCUGUCAAAGCCAGUACAAAGCGAACGUUGAUGCCUACGUGAAAGCGAGUCAAGACUCUGUUCUCAGCCUCGGUGGACUGAAUAUGCCUAGCCAAGAUCCAACUCGUCCACGUAGCCCAAUUAAUGAUCCGAUCUACUUUCCCGCCGAAACAAUUGGACACGGGUCAUUUGGAAAGGUUUACAAGGUUCUAGAUGUGAGCACAGGCCGGGAUUAUGCUUCCAAGAGAUUUCUUUUGCAUUCUGCGGAUAUAGAACAAAUGAAGAAAAAGCCGACAGAAUCGCCUGCCUUCAAACAGCACCAGACCGAACUGGUAGAGUUCUUAAACGAAAUGAAAAUCAUGAAAUAUCUUAUGCAUAUUGUUAUGGAAUAUAUGCCCCUGGGAAGCCUUCGCUUUCAACACAGUGUUAUCCCGAUUAGUACAACAGAAAUCCAACUCGUUCUUGCCCAAGGGCUCGACGCUCUUCGUUUCAUGCAUUCCAGAGACAUCACGCAUCGGGAUAUCAAGCCGGAAAAUAUCCUCGUCUAUAGCAGAAACGGCCCCUUCAUUAUUAAAUUAGCUGACUUUGGGCUUUCGAAAUUUGGUAGUCUCAGAACGAAUGUCGGGACGCUAGAUUAUAGGGCACCUGAAUUCUUUCAUUCCCAGCCCAUAAACUAUGACAGCAGAGUUGAUAUAUGGGCUCUUGGGGUCGUCGCCCUUGAGUUCACCUAUGGUGCCACUGAAGUUAACUCUGGCUAUGACACUCAGCGUGUCGCUGACGCAGCCAAAAGCGCACUGCGUUCCCAUUCGGACAGCCCAUUCUAUUUUAUGUUGUCCAGAAUGUUGGAGAUUGACCCAAACAACCGGCCUACUGCGGAGGACUGCUUUGAGGGAGAGCCGACAAUCGAUUUUAGCAUAAAACAUAGUGGAGGGACCUCCGGCUUGAUCACUCCAACAAAUAAUCGCAGUCUUUCUGCGCAGACAAGCAGGGUCUCAGCAUCCGCGGACAGCCUAAGGCAAAUACCAGCUGGCAGCAUGCAAACACCGAUGCCAAAGCGGCAUCUAUCAUCUACCAGCUCGCGUGGCCACCGCACCAAACGCCAACGAGACUCGAUCGACAAUGCCUCACUGUCUUAGACUCGAAGCGAUAGAACGGUAACAAACACUGCAAUCGGUGCAGCAGCCCCACUUGACGUCGGAAACCGUAGGCAUCUCGAAUAUAGCUACCAAUAUGCUGAUGCUCCUGAUGACGGUGACGGUGGAGGCUUUGAUCGCAGGCGAUGGGAGAGGACGAUGGGAGAGGACCCAGUGGAACCCGCAGCGCGACCAGCAAAUCGGGAAAACAAAGGGAAUCCAGGCAUGAUCUCAGCGCAGGGGCCGAUCAACAAUUGUCGAGCCGAUCACGGAACUCAAUCACACAAAGUUUGACAUCUUCGCAUCAACCGCGAAGCACCAGGGCUGGCUCCGGUGCCAACUGAAGAGUCAUAGAUAUUAUAUAUAAGGAAUAACGAAACGAGUAGAACCCAGUGGGAUAGUUUCAUCGCGGGAACGCUGCUAGGAGUGGACAAUUUCGGCCUUGAAACUUUUCGAGUAACAUCCGAUAACUAAAUAUUGCAAAGUAAUAGAUAAAUAAAGAGCCGUCUUCAGUAAAAUUCCUGAUGAAUACGAAGCGUGUGAAUGCAAUUUCAUACGCUUUAAGUUUAUUUGUUCUUCUUUGUUGCAAUAAAGAAAAGAAACCUGGGUGAAAAUAAUUAAUUAGAAAAGCUUUCUCUUAUUAUUAUCUCUUAAUUUUUCACUUCAUUUUCUGUUUCAUUUCUUUCAUUUUCUACUUAUAUUUAGAACUUUACUAUUUUUUUUAUGAUAGCUCUGUGAUUGCUACUUCUUUAUUGCAGCUUGCAAUUGCC
This is a messenger RNA of Blastomyces dermatitidis ER-3, 2426 nucleotides long. Its product is annotated as serine/threonine protein kinase, variant. Gene Ontology annotation, cellular component: cytoplasm; nucleus. Gene Ontology annotation, molecular function: protein serine/threonine kinase activity; ATP binding; protein binding. The record is from RefSeq and is a predicted model, not a curated record. Bases 1 to 1659 code for a protein of 552 amino acids. Gene Ontology annotation, biological process: meiotic recombination checkpoint signaling; mitotic DNA damage checkpoint signaling; protein phosphorylation. NCBI's taxonomy places the organism in Eukaryota, Fungi, Ascomycota, Eurotiomycetes, Onygenales, Ajellomycetaceae. The transcript has 3 exons.